This is a messenger RNA of Tupaia belangeri chinensis (Chinese tree shrew), 5396 nucleotides long. It is a transcript of the gene ABCC4, whose product is annotated as ATP binding cassette subfamily C member 4 (PEL blood group). Gene Ontology annotation, cellular component: plasma membrane. Gene Ontology annotation, molecular function: ABC-type transporter activity; ATP hydrolysis activity; ATP binding. The record is from RefSeq and is a predicted model, not a curated record. Lineage: Eukaryota; Metazoa; Chordata; Mammalia; Scandentia; Tupaiidae. The transcript has 30 exons. Gene Ontology annotation, biological process: transmembrane transport. The coding region runs from base 59 to 3907 and encodes 1282 amino acids.
CAGGUGGCUAAACCCCUUGUUUAAAAUUGGUCAUAAACGGAGAUUAGAAGAAGAUGAUAUGUAUUCAGUGCUUCCAGAAGACCGCUCCAAGUACCUGGGAGAAGAGCUGCAAGGGUACUGGGAUAGAGAAGUCCUGAAAGCUGAGAAGGAUGCACAGAAGCCUUCUUUAACAAAAGCAAUCAUAAAGUGUUACUGGAAAUCCUAUUUAGUUUUGGGCAUUUUUACCCUAAUUGAGGAAGGCACCAAAGUAAUUCAGCCCAUAUUUUUGGGAAAAAUCAUUAAUUAUUUUGAAAGUUAUGGUUCCACCAACUCUGUGCCUUUGCACACAGCUUACGCCUACGCUACAGUGCUGACGGUCUGCACUCUCUUCUUGGCCAUCCUGCACCACUUAUAUUUUUAUCAUGUUCAGUGUGCCGGGAUGAGGUUAAGAGUAGCCAUGUGCCAUAUGAUUUAUCAAAAGGCACUUCGUCUUAGUAACUCGGCCAUGGGGAAGACAACCACGGGCCAGAUAGUCAAUCUAUUGUCCAACGAUGUGAACAAGUUUGAUCAGGUAACAAUCUUUUUACACUUCCUAUGGGCAGGACCACUGCAAGCUAUUGCGGUGACUGCCCUGCUCUGGAUGGAAAUAGGAAUAUCAUGUCUCGCCGGGAUGGCCGUUCUACUUGUUCUUCUGCCUUUGCAAAGCUGUAUCGGGAAGUUGUUUUCCUCACUGCGGAGUAAGACUGCAACUUUCACUGACAUCAGGAUCAGGACCAUGAAUGAAGUCGUCACUGGCAUAAGAAUAAUAAAGAUGUAUGCCUGGGAAAAGUCUUUUGCAGACCUGAUUACCAGUCUGAGGAGGAAGGAAAUUUCCAAGAUUCUGAGGAGUUCCUACCUCAGAGGGAUGAAUUUGGCAUCAUUUUUCGUGGCAAGCAAAAUCAUCGUGUUUGUGACCUUCACGACCUAUGUGCUCCUUGGCAACGUGAUCACAGCCAGCCGUGUGUUUGUGGCAGUGACGCUGUAUGGGGCUGUGCGGUUGACGGUCACCCUGUUCUUCCCCUCGGCCAUUGAGAGGGUGUCAGAGUCAGUCGUCAGCAUUAGAAGAAUCAAGAACUUCCUGUUACUUGAUGAGAUACCCCAGCAUAACCCUCAGCUGCCAUCGGAUGGGAAAAUGAUCGUAAAUGUGCAAGAUUUCACUGGUUUUUGGGAUAAGGCAUCAGAAACCCCAACCCUGCAAGGCCUUUCCUUCACUGUCAGACCCGGUGAAUUGUUAGCUGUGAUCGGACCUGUGGGCGCAGGAAAGUCAUCGCUGUUAAGUGCUGUGCUCAGGGAACUGCCCCCGAGUCAGGGGCUGGUCACCGUGCACGGAAGAAUGGCCUAUGUUUCUCAGCAGCCCUGGGUGUUUUCAGGAACUGUGAGGAGUAAUAUUUUAUUUGGCAAGAAAUAUGAAAAGGAACGAUAUGAAAAAGUAAUAAAGGCAUGCGCUUUGAAAAAGGAUUUACAGCUUUUGGAGGAUGGGGAUCUGACUGUAAUAGGGGAUCGGGGAGCCACACUGAGUGGAGGGCAGAAAGCACGGGUGAACCUUGCCAGAGCAGUGUACCAGGACGCCGACAUCUACCUCUUGGAUGAUCCUCUCAGCGCAGUCGACGCAGAAGUUAGCAGGCACUUGUUCGAACUGUGUAUUUGCCAAACCUUGCACGACAAGAUCACAAUCUUAGUGACUCAUCAGUUGCAGUAUCUGAAAGCUGCAAGUCAAAUUCUGAUACUAAAAGACGGUGAGAUGGUGCAGAAGGGCACUUACACUGAAUUUCUGAAAUCUGGGGUAGAUUUUGGUUCCCUUUUAAAGAAGGAAAAUGAGGAAUCUGAACAACCUACGGUUCCAGGAACCCCCACGCUGAGGAAUCGUACAUUCUCGGAGUCUUCAGUUUGGUCUCAACAGUCUUCUAGACCCUCCUUGAAAGAUGGUGCCCCGGAUGGUCAGGAAACUGAGAAUGUACAGGUGACACAAUCAGAGGAGAGCCGUUCUGAAGGAAAAGUUGGUUUUAAGGCCUACAGGAAUUACUUUACAGCUGGUGCUCAUUGGUUCGUCAUCAUUUUCCUAAUUCUGCUAAACACUGCAGCUCAGGUUGCCUAUGUUCUUCAGGAUUGGUGGCUUUCGUACUGGGCAAAUGAACAAAGUGCUCUGAAUGUCACUGUAAAUGGGAAAGGAAAUGCAACCGAGAAGCUAGAUCUUAGCUGGUAUUUAGGAAUUUAUUCAGGUUUAACCGUAGCUACGGUCCUUUUCGGCAUAGCCAGAUCCCUGUUGGUGUUCUACGUCCUUGUUAAUUCUUCGCAAACUUUGCACAACAAAAUGUUUGAGUCAAUUCUGAAAGCUCCGGUAUUGUUCUUUGAUAGAAACCCGAUAGGAAGAAUUUUAAAUCGUUUCUCCAAAGACAUUGGACAUAUGGAUGAUUUGCUGCCCCUGACGUUUCUAGAUUUCAUCCAGACAUUCCUGCAAGUGGUUGGUGUGGUUGCUGUGGCGGCAGCGGUCAUCCCUUGGAUCAUAAUACCCUUGGUCCCACUGGGCAUCAUGUUCUUUGUUCUUCGGCGGUAUUUCCUAGAGACAUCGAGAGACGUCAAACGCCUGGAAUCUACAACGCGAAGUCCAGUAUUUUCCCACCUAUCAUCUUCGCUCCAGGGACUUUGGACCAUCCGAGCUUACAAAGCUGAGGAGAGGUUUCAGGAACUGUUUGAUGCCCACCAGGAUUUACAUUCAGAGGCUUGGUUCUUGUUUUUGACAACGUCCCGAUGGUUCGCCGUGCGUCUGGAUGCCAUCUGUGCUAUCUUUGUCAUCGUUGUUGCCUUUGGGUCCCUGAUUCUGGCAAAAACUUUGGACGCCGGACAGGUGGGCUUGGCGUUAUCCUACGCACUGACGCUCAUGGGCAUGUUCCAGUGGUCCGUUAGACAGAGCGCCGAAGUCGAGAAUAUGAUGAUUUCAGUCGAAAGGGUGAUUGAAUAUACAAACCUGGAAAAAGAAGCACCUUGGGAAUACCAGAAACGCCCGCCGCCAGCCUGGCCCCAGGAAGGCGUGAUCGUCUUUGAUAAUGUGAACUUCAUGUACAGUUUAGAUGGUCCUCUGGUACUGAAACACCUGACAGCACUCAUUAAGUCAAGAGAAAAGGUUGGCAUUGUGGGAAGGACAGGAGCUGGAAAGAGUUCCCUCAUUGCAGCCCUUUUUAGAUUGUCAGAACCCCAAGGUAAAAUUUGGAUUGAUAAGAUCUUGACAACUGAAAUUGGACUUCAUGAUUUAAGGAAGAAAAUGUCAAUCAUUCCUCAGGAACCUGUUUUAUUCACUGGAACAAUGAGGAAAAACCUGGAUCCCUUUAAUGAACACACUGAUGAGGAACUGUGGAAUGCUCUGAAAGAGGUACAGCUUAAAGAAGCCAUUGAAGAUCUUCCUGGUAAAAUGGAUACUGAAUUAGCAGAAUCAGGAUCCAAUUUUAGUGUUGGACAGAGACAGUUGGUGUGCCUUGCCAGAGCAAUUCUCAGGAAAAAUCGGAUUUUGAUUAUUGAUGAAGCAACUGCAAAUGUGGAUCCAAGAACUGAUGAGUUAAUACAAAAAAAAAUCCGGGAGAAAUUUGCCCAGUGCACCGUGUUGACCAUCGCGCACAGAUUAAACACCAUCAUCGACAGUGACAAGAUCAUGGUUUUGGAUUCGGGAAGACUGAAGGAAUAUGAUGAGCCAUAUGUUUUGCUUCAGAAUAAAGAGAGUCUAUUUUACAAGAUGGUGCAACAGCUGGGCAAGGCAGAAGCUGCUGCCCUCACUGAAACAGCAAAACAGGUAUACUUCAAAAGAAAUUAUCCAGAUAUUUCUAACACUGGCCAUGUGGUUACGAACACUUCUAAUGGACAGCCCUCAACCUUAACGAUUUUUGAGACUGCAUUGUGAUUCUACGAAGACAUCACGUCUCUUUCGGAGGCAUUUUCCAAUCAUUUUUGCACAGUGUGAAUUAUGUUGUACUUUUUUUCUUUUUUUUACUCAAGCAGGAAAUAGUUACACAUACAACAUGUUAGUUUAUUUGGAUUUUUCUCCCAACUUUAUGCAAUGAUUUAUGCUAUUAGCAAAACAGUUUAUUAUUUUUAUUUAAAUGUUAUGUUUUUUUAAAGAAAAUAAUUCAAAUUAGAGGUGCAGGCCAUCAAUAAAAGCCGUCUACCAAGGUUUUGUGCCUUAAGAGACUCCAGAGCAGAAGUUCAUUCUAUGAGGAAUAUGACACAGUUGUCACAGGUUGGUUUGUUUACUGCUCCCAGAAUUACAUAUUAAUUUCCAAUUAUAUCAGGGAUUCUGUUUACUUGAAGACUGUGUGAAGUUGCCAUUAUUGUAUUGUCUGUUCUAAAAGAGAAGGAAGAGAAAAUAAUGUGUUCUCCAAAUGGGAUCUUAGUAGGUGAUUUGAUAGAAGGGACACAUGUGUGGUCAGCCAUCCUCUUCAGAUCUGUACGACUCUGGUGUGUUAACUGUGUCUCAGCUUUGGUGAUUCUUUUCAAACUUCUCACCGUAGUUCCUGAAAUAUGUAGUAUUGUUCUUAUUUGGAUUUCUGGCUUAUGGCUAUUGACCGUAAGCCAUUUGGUUUGGCCUUUAUUGAAAUCCUUUGUAAAUUGCAGGCCUAGGCUCUCCUGACUUGGUGAGAUUCAUUGCAAACGUUGACUCCAAUUGUGCACCCAGGAGGUGCACUUUCAUGAGCCUAUCCAGGUUAUUUGACUUCUGAGCACUGAGAGCAGUUUCUUUCUGAUUAGUGAAUCAACAAACCACAAUAUCACCCAGGACCUAUAGUACUUUAUUUGAACUAUGGGCCUUUAGCUUUUCUUAAUGAUGGUGACUACGGUCUAUUCAAGUUCAUAUUCCUAAAGGUUUUACUGUAGUGGUUGGAAGUGAACUCAUGACCUCUCUGAACAAAGUCUAACCACCCUCAAAUUGCAGAUGUUAAUAUAUAUGUGUGUACAUAUAUAGGUGGAUUCGUAUAUGCCUUCGUACGCAGGCUUUUGGACUCAACUGAGAGACACAGACAUUUUAGAGAAGAAAGCCUUAAAAAGCACACGCACAAAGCACACACACAGCCAACUACCAAAAUACGUUGAAUGUAGUCACUGUUCAGCUUUUUGUAUUUCAAUACGAGGUUAAUGUUUGGUCCAGUAAACCGUAUGCGGUAAAUCGUGUAUUAAUAGUCGUGGUUAGUAUUUCAGGAAUCUGAAAUGGCUACAGUGGUAAGCAUGAGUUUUGUUAAAACGUUAGAAGUAUUUGAAAUAUGUAUAUGUUUAUUUGUUCUUUAGGAGCAAAAGGCAGUCAUACAAACUUAUAUUUCUAUUUCACUUCUGUUUUAAUAUUAUAGAAUUUUUAAAAUGAAACUCAAUUCAACUGAAAUAAAUGACCAUUUUCAUCUCCA